UUGGAAUUAUGUUGGCACUUAUACUUCUCCUCUUCAGGCGAUACAGGGGAGAGAUAUCAAAAGCUCUGCCAUGUCUUGCACGGCGUCGGCUGACCCCAGGUUCAAAUUCCCGUUGGCGGACUCGAAACCAAAGGCCUCCAGAGAUCUCCGAUGCUCUGUUGACACCAGAAGCUGGCUUAAGAGGUAGUGUAGGUUGGGAUUAUAGGUCAACCUUUGCGCGGCCAACUGUAACCGAGAAAUCGAGGCGGUCGCUCCCCAGAUCUUUGAGAAGACUCGUUCGGUUCAAUCCCCUCAGGCAGAAUCCCGUCACGCCUCAUACACCAGGAGAAGGCACUCCCAGCCGGAACUCGUUCGUCUCAUUCUUCCGCCGACGCUCAACUGCCUCGGCCGCCCAAAGUGUUAUUGACGUAGAAUCUCCCCCUUCGCUUCCGCCUCUGCCAGCUGUGCUCUCGCCUCCUCGACCUCCAGCCAUAUCUGUUUCGAGAGACCUUGUACAGAGCGAGCCGGAUGAAUUUCUUCGACCACAAGCUUUCCCAAUCCAAGUCUUACCUCCCGCCUUCAACCGCUCAUGGUGUUACAGGAACAGUCAAACGACCCUGGCGUCGGUGGAAAGUGAAACCCGCUCCUUCGUGUCCGUGCCUGGAUGGGUGAAAUUCCACUACCCGCGUAUUUCGCACAAUGAUAGAGGAGUGCGUGGGGAAUCUUCAACGCCGCUUCCUGCUCCUCAGGCUGUUUCGCCUGGUUCAUGGUUGAAGGCGAAAAUCCUCCGUCGCUCGCAGUCCACAAUUAAUUCGAGCAAAAGGGGAACUCAGACUGGAAGCGAUAGCUGUGACGAGUCCGGGAGCACUGAAUCGCCUGUAGCCGGGCCCAGUGGAUGGAAGCAGACCCAGGUUGGCCAUAGGAUGAGCUGUGAGAGUGCUGGUAGCUUGAUGGUGGAGAAACAGGAGCCUUGGCAUUUUUGAGGAACCCGUGUUCCUUGACUUGUAAAAUAGAAGAAAAACGAAUCAACUUUUCCAUUCCCCCAUGCUUACUUGAAAUGACAGUUCUGUUAUCCCACUGC
This is a messenger RNA of Hyaloscypha bicolor E, 1060 nucleotides long. RefSeq lists its product as uncharacterized. The record is from RefSeq and is a predicted model, not a curated record. Bases 9 to 962 code for a protein of 317 amino acids. The transcript has a single exon. NCBI's taxonomy places the organism in Eukaryota, Fungi, Ascomycota, Leotiomycetes, Helotiales, Hyaloscyphaceae.